CUGCUAUCCCCGCCCGCUGGUUGGUGCGUGUCCCUGUCCCUCCUGCCCGCACCUGCCGCUUCCUGGAGUCCGGGGCUCGGUGUGUGGCGCUGCCAUGUUCGUGUGGGGCAGAGCGGGGGCCCCGGGAGCCGCCACUGGGAGGGCCAAUAGCCUGGAGCCUGUCACAGGACCCGUCAUGGAGGCGAUGUGAGCGGCGCCGGCCGUCCCCGUGCGAAUGAAUAAAAGGCUUUGUGUUUAUAAACAAGAGUCCAGAAUGGGUAACUCAUGUCUGCAGCGGUGCAUCAGCAGCUGAGGCUGGCCAAAUCUCCCAGCAUCCCGUGGGGGAGCAUGUAUAAGAGGAAUGGCCUAAUGGCCAGCGUGACAGUCACGGCCGCCACACCAGAGGGCAGCAGCAGUUCCGACUCUAUGGAUGGGCAGAGCUCAGACUACGCCAAUAAGAGUUAUGAUGCCGUCGUGUUCGACGUGUUGAAAGUGACUCCUGAGGAGUUUGCUAGUCAGAUCACGCUGAUGGACGUGCCGGUAUUCAAAGAAAUCCUCCCCGAGGAACUCGCCAGCUGUGGUUGGAACAAAAAAGAGAAACAUAUUCUCGCCCCAAAUGUUGUUGCCUUUACAAGAAGAUUCAACCAGGUGAGCUUCUGGGUCGUUCGAGAGAUUUUAACAGCGCAGACGUUGAAAAUCAGAGCGGAAAUACUGAGCCAUUUCGUCAAGAUUGCGAAGAAACUUCUGGAACUGAACAACAUCCAUUCCCUGAUGGCUGUGGUGUCGGCGUUACAGAGCGCCCCGAUAUUCAGGCUGACCAAGACCUGGGCUCUUCUGAACCGAAAGGACAAAACAACCUUUGAGAAGUUGGAUUAUCUGCUGUCCAAAGAGGACAACUGCAAGCGGAUGCGGGAGCACAUACGAAGCUUGAAGAUGGUCCCUUGUAUCCCCUACUUAGGACUUUAUCUUUUGGAUAUAAUCUACAUUGACUCCGCCUACCCGGCAUCUGGCAGCAUUAUGGAGAACGAGCAGCGGACCAAUCAGAUGAACAAUAUCCUGAGAAUCAUCGCAGAUUUACAAGUCUCCUGCAUAUACGAUCACCUCGUGACGCUGCCCCAUGUACAGAAAUAUCUCAAGUCGGUUCGGUACAUUGAAGAGCUGCAAAAAUUUGUUGAAGACGACAAUUAUAAGUUGUCGCUAAGAAUUGAGCCGGGAAACAGUUCUCCUCGCUUGGUUUCCUCUAAAGAAGACCUCGCAGGUCCCUCCGAGAUGACAGCUACAAUGCGAUUCCACAGGAGACCGACAUGCCCCGAUGCGUCCGUGGCCACCAAUCUCCCAACUCCGCCCGUGUCCCGCCAUAGAAAGAGCCACAGCCUAGGAAACAACGUCAUGUGUCAGUUCAGUGUGGUUGAGAGUAAAAGUGCCACAUUUCCAUCCGAGAAACAGCGCCAUCUGCUGGACGAUAGCGUCCUAGAGUCACAGAGCCCUGUCAGGAACCAAUCGCAGACCCCCGUGUUUACCAAUGGCAUUUCCUUAGGGAGCAGUGAAAGCUCAGAAUUCAGUGAAGAGGUGUCUGCUGGGCUCGACAGGGGUCGAUUGUAUGCCACCCUGGGACCCAACUGGCGGGUUCCCGUUCGGAAUUCUCCCAGAAGUCGCAGCUGUGUUUACAGCUCGACGCGCUCAGAGCGGGCCAGCGCUUGGAUACACACAGGAAUGGCGACAGUACGUCCCACCGGCGCAUACAGCUCCUUCGUGGGAAGCUCAUCUAGUGCCAUUGCCAUGGAGGGACCGCUCAGAAGGAAAACUCUGCAGAAAGAAGGGAAAAAGCCAACGCUCGCGUCCUGGACAAGGUACUGGGUGACCCUUUCUGGAUCAACACUCCUGUACUUUGGGCCAAAGUCUUUAAGAGGCAAUGAACGGAAACAUUACAAAUCUACACCUAGUAAAAAGGUGUCCAUACUGGGCUGGAUGGUGGUACUGCCUGAUGAUCCAGAACAUCCCAACAUUUUCCAACUCAAUAACCCAGAUAAAGGCAAUGUUUACAAGUUCCAGACCAGCUCCAGGUUCCACGCGAUACUGUGGCACAAACAUCUGGACGACGCCUGUAAAAGCACCCGGCCGCCAGUGCCCGCUAACCUCAUGUCUUUUGAGUGAGCGGUUCGGUCCGUUUUUGGAAUUGAAGUGCCAAAUUACCCAGCCAAAGUGGAUUUAUACUGUAGGCAACGUAGCCAGAAGACUUUGCCCCUACGGAGUACAGAAGCCCUUCUCUGUUCCACUAUAAAGUGGACAUCCAAGAUGGAUGCACAUAGGAGGGGGAAGGUAAAGCAGCCCUGAUUGGCCGAAGGCGCAUGAUAUCAUUUAGAACCAUGGAACUGCUUUGUGUACCGGAACAGCCUAUUGGCCCAUGUUGGGUUGAAGCCUCUCUCUGACAGACACGAUACUAACAGUGUUACUUACAGUGUCAAUUGGAUUGGACGUCGGAAUCCGCAUUUUUAUAAGUCGACUUGCACUGAUUGGCUCGGCAUUGUGGCUGGCUCCGCCUUUUGACAAUUAGGAGAACCCGCUUUGGAUUUACCCCUCGAUGUUUUGUGACCAGUACCAAACCCGUGGAUUGGGGCACAAACUGUAAAUACAGUAAAUAGGCUUUUAACUUAAUUUUUUUUAAUCGAAAGACACUAAAAUUGUAUUUCAUUUUCUCUGUGGUAACGAAUUUGCCUGCGACGUAACGACGAGACGUUAUUUUUAUUUACUACAUUAGUAUAAGAACGUAGGGGCUGGUUGGACCCGCGAAGAUAACAUCUUUUUUUAUUGUGCGAGUGAUAUUAUUUAUACUUUAGAACUUGGCUGUGGGGUACGGGAGCGCCCCCAGAAGGGGCAUCCUGGGCGGGGUACGUGGGCGCCCCCAGAAGGGGGCAUCCUGGGCGGGGUACAUGGGCGCCCAGAAGGGGGGAUACUGGGCAGAGUACGUGGGCGCCCAGAAGGGGGCAUCCUGGGCGGGGUACGUGGGCACCCAGAAGGGGGGAUCCUGGGCGGGGUACAUGGGCGCCCAGAAGGGGGGAUACUGGGCAGAGUACAUGGGCGCCCAGAAGGGGGCAUCCUGGGCGGGGUACGUGGGCGCCCCCAGAAGGGGGGAUCCUGGGCGGGGUACGUGGGCGCCCCCAGAAGGGGGGAUCCUGGGCGGGGUACGUGGGCGCCCAGAAGGGGGCAUCCUGGGCGGGGUACGUGGGCGCCCAGAAGGGGGCAUCCUGGGCGGGGUACGUGGGCGCCCAGAAGGGGGCAUCCUGGGCGGGGUACAAGGGCUCAGUGCCCCUCCUCCUGGAGGCUUCACACCAGCAAAGGAAAUAAUCACACGUCAGAACUGCCCCACUGCUCGUUAUUGAUUUAUAAAUAGCCUAAUGGUACCCCAAAAAUGAGCUUCAACCCCCCCCAAGUAUUUAUUUACAAUGACUGUUUACACCACAGAGUGUAAGCACUUCCGGGGCAAGGACUGAUACUGGGAAUGCCGUAUAAUCAUGUAAAAGAGGUGGGGGAUAUGUGGGCAGGGCCAGAACUAGGCGAAGGCAAAAGAGGUACCUACCUCUUCUGAACCCUCUAACUCAUAGGAGCAUUGGAUCAGGAGUAAGAGUUGUGCCAGGUAGACAGGAAAGAGGAGUUGCCAAGCGGGUCCAUGUUGGGUGGAGUGAGGCCGGGAGGAUUUUCCUUGGGCGCCCCAUUAUGUUGGCCCAGCUCUGUAUAUUGGAGCUAUAUAUAAGGGAUAAUACUAGGGGGCAGAAGACUUGGCUUCCAAGGCAUGGAAAGCCUUAUCAGGAGCUGAGUGGGUCUCUACGACCAGAUCGAGGACUGCAGUUGUCCACCCGAUUGGUGGAUCUCCGUUGGCUUGGCAGUUUGACCGAACCAAUGGAACCUGUUCACAACAAACGCCAUCGAUUUCAAUGAGUUGAGCUUCUGAGCCAUAGGACUUCAUCCCACCCAACCGCCAGAAUUCUGAGGGCAAUUUCUGUGAAGUCGUGGUCAAUGGCUGACUUGGUCAAAAAGUUAAACUUGAUGGACUUGUCUGUUUUUUUUUCAACCUCAUCUGUUAAAUCACUUGGGGGAAAUUUUAUAAUAACAGAGCCCUUCUGAUCCCUUCCAUGAAGCCCCGCCCCCUUACACAGCAUAACCACUGCAAUAUUUAAUGUACUAAAACGGACAAGAGGUAGGUUCUCCUGAUAUCCGGUGGGUUGCUAGGGAGCACAGGCAGCCCACGUUGCUAGGGACGGACACAGACACUGACACUCAUCCCUUUAAGAUGUUUUUACCUACUGAGUUUACUAAGACGAGUUUGUGGUUUACCCGCUAAAGGAAUCGUUUCCACAUAUCGUUGUCUCGUUUAACAUUCCCGGGUGAUUUUUUUGAAUUUUUACACCAAUAAAUGUGAAUUGUAAACUUUG
Molecule: messenger RNA, 4409 nt
Organism: Xenopus tropicalis (tropical clawed frog)
Lineage: Eukaryota; Metazoa; Chordata; Amphibia; Anura; Pipidae
Gene: ralgps1
Product: Ral GEF with PH domain and SH3 binding motif 1
Exons: 22
Coding region: 265-2133 (622 amino acids)
Biological process (GO): small GTPase-mediated signal transduction
Cellular component (GO): cytoplasm; plasma membrane
Molecular function (GO): guanyl-nucleotide exchange factor activity
Source: RefSeq, a predicted model, not a curated record